Amphiprion ocellaris (clown anemonefish) is the source of this 2104-nucleotide messenger RNA. It is a transcript of the gene serping1, whose product is annotated as serpin peptidase inhibitor, clade G (C1 inhibitor), member 1. The transcript has 11 exons. The coding region runs from base 115 to 1905 and encodes 596 amino acids. Gene Ontology annotation, molecular function: serine-type endopeptidase inhibitor activity. Lineage: Eukaryota; Metazoa; Chordata; Actinopteri; Pomacentridae. The record is from RefSeq and is a predicted model, not a curated record. Gene Ontology annotation, biological process: negative regulation of endopeptidase activity.
GCGGAGGGCAGCAGACAGUCAGAGGUGGUGGAUGAACUGAACACUGGUUGAAUGUGGGAGAAACAUUACUGGUAGAAACAACACUGAAUUUGGAUACCUGGAGAGUCAAGAGGUAUGAAACGACGGGCCAUACUCUGCUUCUUGCUGCAGCUCAGUUUUGAGCUUUCUUCAUGCACACAUCUGCGGGUGAUACCAGGUUCUACUCUGGAGCUGCCCUGUCUCUCAUUUCAAAGUGACUUCACUGGAGCAGAUAUCACCUGGAAAUUCAAUGGCAAAGAUAUACCUCCCAGUCGUCAAUCAUCUGGCUCAGCUACAGUGAAAAAGAAUGGCUUGUAUCUCUCCAUAUCCCCUGUAACUGCUGCCAAUGAGGGCAACUAUGAGUGUUUGGCGAAGGACAACAAUCUGGAGAUGAUACGAACUUACAACAUCACAGUUGAUGCGGCGAUUGGCUACACCAUUAGAGUGACUGAAGGCACCGACAUUAACCUCCCGUGCCAUUUCCCACCUUCCAGCCAGUUCAGAGCCAAUGCACAGUGGUUCAAAGAGUCAGGUGUUGGUAAAAGAACAGAGCUGAAUGUUACAGAUGACAAUGGCAAACUGGAAUUGCUUUAUCCAGAUUCCAGUGACCAGACCGUCCUGCUCAGAAACACUGCCAUGGAGGAUGCUGGAAUUUACCUUUGCGAAUCUGCUGAAGGGGAGAAGCUGAGCUCAUUAUACAUUAUUGUUGAUGGUGCUCCCACCUCUGAACCUCACUCAUGCAAAAACUUCACCUCAGCCUGGGAGCCCUGCCUGGACGAGAACAGUCGGAUAGGGGAAGCCUUGCUGCAGGAAUCCAUGACUCAGUUUUCUAUGAAUCUAUAUUCUUACCUCCGACAAUUAUAUCCUUCUACCAACUUGCUCUUCUCACCCGUCAGCAUCAGCGGCGUGCUCUCACAUUUGUUGUUAGGUGCGAGGGCCGACACCCGCAGAGCCAUUGAGUCGGCUCUCUGUGUGCCGUAUGACUACCACUGUGUUCACCUCCAAAUAAAGAAGCUACGAGAGAAGUUGUCCAGCUCCUUGCAGAUGGCUUCUCAGAUCUACCACAACCCACAAAUGAAUCUGAGUGAGUCGUUUACUAGCCAGUCCAUUCAGUUCUAUGAAGCGGAGCCCGUCAAGCUGCUGGAAACCAGCGAGGAAAACACAGAGAUGAUCAACAGCUGGGUGGCAAAUAAGACCAAAAACAAAAUCACACAUUUGGUCGACUCCAUAUCGCCCAAUGCACAGCUGAUCCUGCUCAACGCCGUCUCCUUCAGUGGUCAGUGGAAGGUCAAGUUUGAUCCAAAACCGAAGAAAGGAUAUUUUACCAAACUGGAUGGUGACCUGGUAAAAGUGCCUCUUCUCUAUCACCAGAAAUACAUGGUGACUAUGAUGUACGCUGUUGAGCUGAAGGCACAGGUGGCAAAGUUUGGCCUCACAGGCGAGAGCAGUCUGUACAUCCUGCUGCCUCGCCUCAACAAAGCGACGGACCUGCAGCAGGUGGAGGAGAAGAUGACGGACACAGCGGUGCAUGAGAUGAUAGAGCAGAUGAAAACAACUGCCCCUCAGCAGAUGGAGGUCACUCUGCCCCAAAUCAAGCUGGAAGUCCAGCCAGAUAUGAACCUCCUUAUUAAGAAAUUAGGACUGUCAUCGCUUUUUGAGAGUCCCAAUCUGUGUGGCCUUUAUUCUGAGGAGUCGCUGGUUCUGGACGACGCCAGACACAAGGCCUUCCUCGCUCUGACCGAACAGGGAGUUGAGGCAGGUGCCGUCACUGCUAUGUCGUUCUCUCGCUCCUUCCCUACCUUCUCCGCCAUGCGGCCCUUCAUCCUGUUGCUGUGGAGCGACCAGGCGAACGUGCCGCUCUUUAUUGGCAGAGUGACUGACCCAUGAGGGGGGAAGUGGAAAUGUAACAGGGGCAAAUGGGCAGAAAAAAGGCUGACAUGUAUAAAAUGAUGCAAGUUUAAUACCAAUAUUGCUUCAAGUAGUCACUAAAGCGGGCAGUGACCCUCACAAAAACAAGCUAUCAGGUUUGCAUGUGGAUUAUCUUCAAACGUGAUGAUGAAUAAACACAUGUUCACACAGCACAUAA